AAACAGGAUGUACACCCCUCUUCAGUGGGGCGGUAGUGCCAACUAGCUGCCCCGGCGAAAGCCUAACCCGUGUGUAACUGUGGCCCUUAGCGCGGCAAAGCGAGUCAGUGACUGAGAUUGGAAAAGUAAACUGAAUAAAAUCAUCGUUUCUCUUCUUCUUCUGUAUAUUAGGCUGACUCAUCUUUGCGGUAAACGGAGAGUAAAAUGAUUUCCUUGAUGUAUAAAGUUGCUCCCCGAUAUGUGCAGACACAAGACAGGUUACCCAGCGUUCCCUCGAGUGCACAUACGGUGCUUUUAAGACAAGACAUUAGAGAAACAAGUGGCAGAGGAAGUAUUCAGAUACUUAAGUAAAAGUAUUAAACCCACACGGUGAAAGUACUUCAUUUACAAGUAAAAGUCCUGCGGUGAGAGUGUCACUUAGGUAAAAGUUUCCUCACACUCACAGACUCACAGACACCCUCAUGGAUGUUAUUAGAGUGAGUGAAGCAAAAAUAGCCCCAACAUGUCUUAUGCUGUGACCAAGCCCCUCUCCGCUUGGCUCUGUCAAUCAAAAGCCAAAACAAGAUGGCAGGGUGCAGGAGCUGGGUCUUCUUCUUAACAGUUUGUGCUGUCAGUCUGUUUGGGGCCAAUGCGGAGAUCAAAUUUACCAUUCCUGUUGGGAAGUUAUUUACAUAUGAACUGAUGAGAGAGACUUUCCAGAAUGACUUUGAACCUUUGUCAAAACUCUAUGCUGGGCGCUUGUAUGAUGACCCCAUAAUUUUUAAGUGCAACAGGCAGAAUUAUCCAGACCUCCCAGAGUGGCUUCGCUUUACCCAACGGCAACCCUAUGAUAAUGGCUUCCUGUACGGGACGCCGAAAUCUGAAGAAAAAUAUAUAAUUGAGAUCUAUGCCGUCAACAAGCGGAGCUACGAAACAACCAGACAAAUACUCGUAAUCAAAGUCAGUGGGGAGAAGAUGCUGCCCUAUCAAGCUGAGUUCUUCAUCAUGCUGAGGGAGGUUGAGAAGGUGCUGCCCUCUCCUGUUCAGGAUGAGAUAAAGCAAGAUUUACAGAAGCUGUGGGACACAGAGGCCUUGGAAGUUGUUAAUAUUACCAACGCGCUCGACCGUGGCGGCAGAGUUCCCCUCCCUCUUGCAGGACACUUUGAAGGUGUGUACGUGAAGGUGGGGUCUGAGCAGUAUUUCUCAGACUGUCUCCUGAAGGUGCUGACAGCAGACCACCAGAGGCAGUGCAAAGCAGGGGCCAAAGUCAAGGUCCCUGGAGGCUGUAACUUCUGCAGCAUUCCCAGCAACUGUAUCACCUGGUGCAAGACGGAGCUGUUUGAUCUGACAAAGCAGGAGCCGGCUCCACCCGCUCCCGAGAUGGGCUCUGGGAUACUGGAGGCUGGAGGUGACUUUGACCCUUCUGAGUCUCCCCCGAGCAGAGAAUAUUUCCUGGACUACAUCGUGACAGUGAUAGUGCCCCUGAUCCUGGCCAUCAUCCUGUGCCUGCUGCUGGCCUGCAUCAUGUACGGCAGACGAGAGGGAGUUGCAAAAAGGAAUGCAAGGACAAACCAAAUUCAGCUGUACCACCACCACACUAUUCUCGGGAACACCGAUGAGCUGAGGAGCAUGGCAGGGAACCGAGGUGUUCCUUCACCGCUGUCCACACUGCCCAUGUUCAACAGCCGGACUGGGGAGAGGGCCCCGCCGCUGCCGUCCGACAGCGCCAGCAUCCCCCUCAUCAUGGCCCAGCACGAUCCCUACAGUGAAACACUGCCCAGAAAAUAAGAACAACGAUGGAUAAAGUGCUGGUCAUGCGGUCGUUUGCUGCCACAGUCUAUAGUUCUACAUUUGCAGUGGGAAAUUGUGUUUUUUCUUCUUUAGGUUCCAUUAAAAGAAUUAAUAGUGUGCUGUUCCCCUAAUUGUUAUUUGUUGUUUAUGAUUUUCUGUAUUCCACCGUAUCUCGCCACUAAUAAAAAAAUAUC
Xiphias gladius (swordfish) is the source of this 1964-nucleotide messenger RNA. It is a transcript of the gene sgca, whose product is annotated as sarcoglycan, alpha. Gene Ontology annotation, molecular function: calcium ion binding. The transcript is spliced from 12 exons. Gene Ontology annotation, cellular component: sarcoglycan complex; membrane. Lineage: Eukaryota; Metazoa; Chordata; Actinopteri; Istiophoriformes; Xiphiidae. The coding region runs from base 565 to 1767 and encodes 400 amino acids. The record is from RefSeq and is a predicted model, not a curated record.